Messenger RNA from Daphnia pulicaria, 2774 nucleotides. RefSeq lists its product as uncharacterized. Lineage: Eukaryota; Metazoa; Arthropoda; Branchiopoda; Diplostraca; Daphniidae. The record is from RefSeq and is a predicted model, not a curated record. The transcript is spliced from 6 exons. Gene Ontology annotation, molecular function: protein binding. The coding region runs from base 1 to 2670 and encodes 889 amino acids.
AUGAUGGGCAAGGAAAGGUCUACCAAAAACACGGUCCCCGAGAUUCCAAAAUCUGUUUUACAAAAACUCAGCGAGGAUGAAAAAAGAUUUUUGAAUAUAUGUUACUACCGUUCUGACCGGGAACCGCGAGCGGUGGAAAUUCUAACUGGAUACCUUAAUCGUGGAGUUGACGUCGAUGUGACAUCCGAUGAGCCAUAUGAAGCAAGCGCUCUCAAUCUCGUCUGUUUGACAAACUCAACACCAAACGCCAUUGACAUAGUUCGUUUGUUACUGGAGCACGGUGCGGAUCCGAAUAAAAGAUCUUCAGACUCCAGCACGCCGCUUCAUAAGCUCAUAUGGAUUAAUCACAGUGAAACUCUAAUUCCGUUGAUGUCUCUUCUCAUCCAGUACGGGGCGGAUGUCAACGCUCGUCAAGAGAAUGACGAGAAUUCUUUGCAUAAAUUGCUACGGGUGAAUCAGACUCCCAACUUGCUCCGCGCAGUUCGUUUAUUAGUCGAAAACGGCAUCAGAGUAAACGAAAGUGGAGGUAGAGCCAAGGGAUUUGGAUCAUCGUUACACAUUCUGUGCGAAACCAAUCAGACGUCCCACCUUCUCAGUGUGGCGCGCUACUUGGUUGAGAGUGGAUCUAUCGUCAAUUUGAGGGAUGACAAAAACAACACUGCUCUUCAUCUUCUGAGCCGCUACAAUCAGACAGAUCACUUGCUACCCGUAAUACGCUUCCUUGUGGAGGCCGGAUUUACUGACGUCGACAUCAAGGCCAAAAAUGAUCAAGGCCAAACUGCGCUACACGUUUUGUGUCAAUAUAAUCAAUCUAAUCAGUUAUCCAACAUCAUCGAGUUCCUGAUUGAACAGGGCGUGCAGACGUCGGAAACUGUUAAUAAUUCACUGUCGGCUCUGUCCCUCGUCUGCAAAUACAAUCAGACGGACCAACUGCCGACAGCGAUGAAAUUAUUAAUCCCUUUGGAGGAUGUUAAUCAGACAGAUUAUUGCGGAAGUCAAGCUGCCCAUUUGUGCGCCCAGUAUCAGAAGGAAUACAUAAUCAAAUCGCUGGACAUUUUGGCCGAUAAUGGUGCGGAUCUUGCGUCGACCAACUCAGACGGCGAGACAAUUUUGCAUCUUGCGUGCCAGUUUGCCGAUAAGCUCGAUCUUUUUUCGUUUGUUUCUUCACUUGACAAAGAGCUGAUACGGAGGAUGAUGGAUUUAACAGACGUCGUUGGCAGGACUCCGCUUCACCUCGCCGCCAAAAGCGGGUGCACGAAAACUGCACAAUUCUUGGCCGGAUUUGCUGGUGUCCGAAUUUUGGACACCUUCGGUCGAUGCUUUGCAGAUUAUUUGAAAUACUUUUUACUGGAGAAAGGAACUCCGCUUUGUAUCUGCUGUCGAGGAGGCAGCUACCUCAACAUUGCUUCACUUUACCAAAAUUAUUUUUUUAGGUCGACUGUUCAAUCGAUUAGCGCUCCUUUCUCCAUCGCCAAGAUAGAGGGAUCCAUUCCGAUACAAAUUGAUCAUGUCUACGUGUUCAACGCGAUAGAUAAAUACACUAAAACACCAGCAAGCAAUCGAUGGGAAAACUUACUUCGGAUUUGGAAUAACCCGAAAAAGAAACUGAAUUUUGCUAUGGUCACCGCUGUUGCAGAAUCGGGGAUGCGAUGCUGCCACUCAUGCAUCCAGCGUAAUUGCGUCUGGUGCCGUCUCCAGUUUUCCAUUAGUGGUUACAUCCAUUGCUUGAUAGAAGAAGUUGAGAAACUGGACGAACGUUUUGCCACCCAACGACUCAUCUUCUACGGAAGCAGCGCCGAACGGACCAAACUCUUUCAGCUGGACGAAUUCGACUUCCUCGUUGUGUUAUCUCACUUUGUCGAAGAGGAAGCAGAGAGCGGCCAUCGCGUCAUUUAUGUUGGUGAAGGCCAGUCUGCGUUUCUAAGCCACGGAAACGGCCAACUCGGAAUCUCAUCAGGCAGAGCUGUUUAUUAUUUCUACCAACUGCUUCGAGCGGCCACCAAACGCGUCGAUUGCUUCAACAUCCACGUUCGCGACAUCACCUUUGGAGAGACAUGCACGACACUUCAUCUAACGUUUUGUGGUAACGAGCAAAUUAUUCCCAUCAGUAUCGAUAUCACCAUUGGUGUCUCUCGGGGUGUCUUUCGCUCUUCUUCGCUACAACCAGCAAAGCAAGCAGAAAGCACUGUAAAGCUUCCUGACUAUUGGUGUCACUCCAAUUUGGACGAAGAAUUCGAGUACUUAGUUCCAUUUCGAGACAAGUGCGGGCCGCCGGAGUGGCAACUGUCUUACCCAAUUCUAGAGAGAGAUACAAUUUUAGGAACUGGUGACGAGGUUCGCUUGUGUUAUCGCAUUUUGAAGCUUUUGGUUAUGUUGUGUCAGCGACGCAAUGCAUCCAUCACGGAUGAGAAAUUGUUGCCCCAGAAGACAAGGCCAUCGACUUACUGUCUGAAAACCUGCCUUUUCCGCUACAUGAAAUUGAACAAUCCACCUUGGAAUGAAGAAGAUAUGAUAUCGCAUUGCAUAGCAAUCAUGGAAGUUUUGCUCACUCAUCCCGGAGUUCAUCUCAAAUCUUUCUUUAAUCCUUUAUUAAACGUUUCUUACAUUGAUCAUGAAGCCUUGGCUGUUUGCUCGAAAAUUUGUGAUCGCCUUCGUUCAUGCUUAAAUUGAAAUGAAAAACAAACUAUAUCGUUGAAAUCAUCACCACAUACGUCUGUGUAUGGGGUGCCGUUGUACCUUUUUACCAACAAAACUAUCAUUUAUAGCCUACCAAC